Messenger RNA from Durusdinium trenchii, 612 nucleotides. The record is from the annotation of a GenBank genome assembly. NCBI's taxonomy places the organism in Eukaryota, Dinophyceae, Suessiales, Symbiodiniaceae.
AUGUUUCCACCAGUUUGUUCCACUGUUUUGCGGGCCAUUGGGCUUUGGAGUUUGGCGGACCUCGCCUCAGAACGCCGUUGCCGGGAGCGCUUGGAGAAGAAGGUGGGAUCAAGCUCAUCUCCCAGGGUGCCUGCACCAGCUGUAGCAACCACUUGGUCCUUUCAGUCCUUCGAAUCGAAGCUCCGUCAAGCCCGUGCCGCCCCGGCCGCCCCGGCCCCGGCCGCCCCGGCCGCCUCCAGACGGUCGAGCAGAGCGGAGACGGACACCGUCGAGCCGGUCCGGCCGGUCUUGGCCGAAGCCCCUCUCGAAGAUCAGCGAGAACCGGCGCCGGCUGAAGCAGAACCACCUGCGUUGGAAGUGACGGCACGGCCGGCAGGAACGGAGCUUCCAGCGCCGCCCGAAGCCACAACGGCCGAGCCAACAGAGCAGCUACCAGAGUCAGCACCGGAGCUGGAGCCAGUUCCGGAGAAGGCGGAAGCAAGCGCAGCUGUUCUGGACAGAACUGGUGAAGGAGGCAGAGAAACUUCACAGGCAGAGGAGGAGCGGGCAACGCCACGUGGCUCCGAGGUGAACACCCCGACGUUUUGUCUUCUGUUCGCAAGGGAGGAGUGA